AGGGGUCGGGGGGCGCGGCGCCCCACAUAACACUCCCCCGCUUGCGCUCGGAGCCACCCCUCUCCCCUCCCUCCUGCGAACACCGCCGCCUCCCCUGCCACCGCCGCCACCUCGCCCGACGCUCCGCAGCUCGCCGCGGCCGGGGGGCGGUGCGCGGACCGUGCGCGCCGGGGGCGCCAGAUGUGCAGUCCGCGCCGCCGCCAGUGACCGAGCCGCAGCCCGAGCGGGAUCGGGCCGCCUCUCCGAUGCUGCGGGGGCGACCUUGAGUGCGCCCCGGCUUCCUCGGCGGGGACCCCGACACCGCGAACGCUGUGCCCGGUCCAGCCCUCUCCAGCCCGGCUCGCCCAGCUUUCCGACAUGGAGGGGGCCGCUGCUCCCGCGGCCGCGGACGGCCCCGACUUGCGGCCGGGGGCUCCGGGCUCCCCCCCGGAGGUGGUGGCGGGGGCCACUGCAGCCCCCGCGGCGGCGGCGGCGGCCCCGGAGCCCAGGAAACCGCACGGGGUGAAGCGGCAUCACCACAAGCACAACUUGAAGCACCGCUACGAGCUGCAGGAGACCCUGGGCAAAGGCACCUACGGCAAAGUCAAGAGGGCCACCGAGAGGUUUUCCGGCCGAGUGGUUGCUAUAAAAUCCAUUCGUAAGGACAAAAUUAAGGAUGAACAAGACAUGGUUCACAUCAGACGAGAGAUUGAGAUCAUGUCAUCCCUCAACCAUCCUCAUAUCAUCAGUAUUUAUGAAGUGUUUGAGAACAAAGAUAAGAUUGUGAUCAUCAUGGAGUACGCAAGCAAGGGGGAGCUGUACGAUUACAUCAGCGAGCGGAGACGCCUCAGCGAGAGGGAGACCAGACACUUCUUCCGGCAGAUCGUCUCCGCUGUGCACUAUUGUCACAAGAACGGCGUGGUCCACCGGGACUUGAAGCUGGAAAACAUCCUGCUGGAUGACAGCUGCAACAUUAAGAUUGCUGACUUUGGGCUUUCCAACCUGUACCAGAAGGACAAGUUUUUGCAAACCUUUUGCGGGAGCCCACUCUACGCUUCUCCUGAGAUUGUCAAUGGGAGGCCUUACCGGGGGCCUGAGGUGGACAGCUGGGCCCUGGGCGUGUUGCUUUACACUCUCGUUUACGGAACGAUGCCCUUCGAUGGUUUCGAUCACAAAAACCUCAUUCGGCAGAUCAGCAGCGGAGAGUACCGGGAGCCCACGCAGCCAUCAGAUGCCCGAGGCCUUAUUCGGUGGAUGCUGAUGGUGAACCCCGAUCGCCGGGCCACCAUCGAGGACAUCGCCAACCACUGGUGGGUGAACUGGGGCUACAAGAGCAGCGUCUGUGACUGCGAUGCGCUCCCCAACUCCGAGUCGCCGCUCUUGGCUCGCAUCAUCGACUGGCACCACCGUUCCACAGGGCUGCAGGCCGAGGCCGAGGCCAAGAUCAAGGGCCUGGCCAAGCCCGGGGCCUCCGAGGUCAUGCUGGAACGGCAGCGGUCCCUGAAAAAGUCCAAGAAAGAGAACGAUUUUGCCCAGUCUGGCCAGGACUCGGUGCCCGAGAGCCCAUCCAAGCUGAGUUCCAAGAGGCCCAAAGGGAUCCUGAAGAAACGGAGCAACAGCGAACACCGCUCCCAUAGCACCGGCUUCAUAGAGGGUGUCGUGGGCCCUGCCUUACCCUCUGCUUUCAAGAUGGAGCCCGACUUGGGCCGGACCGCUGUGCCCCUCCCAAGCUCCCCCGAGGCGGAGGGGCCGGGCAAGCUCAGCCCCAAGCAGUCGUCCACGAUGCCCAAGAAGGGCAUCUUGAAGAAGACCCAGCAGAGAGAGUCAGGUUACUACUCAUCGCCAGAGCGCAGUGAGUCUUCGGAGCUGUUGGACGGGAACGAUGGGCUGGGCAGUGGCCUGCCUUCCCCCAGUCCCCCGGACCCUGCCAGGGGGACGUCCCAUGGCCUCUCCUGCCGCAGGAAGGGCAUCUUGAAACACAGCAGCAAGUACUCAGCAGGGACCACGGACCCGGCCCUCGUCAGCCCUGAAAUGCCCACACUGGAAUCCUUGCUGGAGCCCGGCGUCCCCGCCGAGGGCCUCUCCCGGAGCUACAGCCGGCCCUCCAGCGUCAUCAGUGACGACAGCGUCCUGUCCAGCGACUCCUUUGACUUGCUCGAUUUGCAGGAGAAUCGCCCUGCCCGCCAGCGUAUCCGUAGCUGCGUCUCUGCUGAGAACUUCCUCCAGAUCCAGGACUUUGAGGGGCUCCAGAACCGGCCCCGACCCCAGUACCUGAAGCGGUACCGGAACCGACUGGGAGACAGCAGCUUCUCCCUCCUCAUGGACAUGGACGAUGUGACUCAGGUCUACAAGAAAGCUCUGGAGAUCUGCAGCAAGCUUAACUAGCUCCCCAGGGUGUGGGGCUGGGUGGUGGGUGGGUUUGGGGGAGCCGUGGGAGCGAUGACUUGUGCUAGUGAGCUGGUUACCUCUUUGCUGGCCGUGACAAUAGACUGAAGAAGGAUCGGUGCCGUCUUGGUUGGCCCAGUUUGCAGCCUUGAGCCAGCACCUGAAAGGGAGAAGUGGGCUGUCUGCCAGUCCUGCCCACUGCCAGUCAGAUUUUAGGUCCUAAUUGGCAUUUACUUUGUGGCACUUCCUAGAGGACCAGCUGUCCAGGCGAGGUGGUAUUGGCCAGCACUAAGAGGGAGGGGGGGAGGAAGCAUAUGGGAGAGGGAACAUACACCUAAAAGUUGUCCAAAUACUCCUGGAGGAAAGGCAAGAGAGACUGGGGCCAUCUGCCUGGGGUGAGCUCAGACCUUGCUUCUUCCCUCCUCACGUGAACAGGCUUGGUCUGACUGCAUGGGGUAGACAAGUAGAUUUCAGCCACCUGAACCUGAAUCGGUGAUUGAUUGGUAGUGGCUGCUGGGUGUGCUGGUGCCAGUACCCUAGGCACAUGGGAAGGAGUGCUGUGAUUGAAUAGCAAAGGCUGCCUUGGGAAUGGGAAGGGGAGCAGUAACAUCCAUGCCAUGUGGUUGCCAUCCCUGACAUGGCUAAGCCCUGAAAGUGUUGGGUUGAGGCAUCCUGUGGGAUCUAUGCUUGUCUUUCAUGCCUCUAGUGGGUCCUUUGUUAAUUUGCUACUCUACCUGGAAUGAAAGACAGGGCCUUGGGCAGGGAGAGAAUGCUCUGAACACCGCUAAGGUUUAAGAGUCAGCCCGUGGUGAUUUUUGGGCUUCUUGCUGUUUCCCACUUCUUUCCCAAUGUCUGCCUUGCUCUUUAGCACAACCUCCCAAGGGUGGUCAGGGAGAAGGAGGAGGAUGUCAGAGAUCAAAACUCUGGUGUGUAACAGAACUUGGGACCCUCUGAGGUCUUUGGGCAGAUGAAUGAAAAUUGGUCCACACCAGCAAGAGGGCAAUUUGUCGAUUUCUUUAACAUCUCAUUAUUAACUGGAAUGCUGCCUCUUGGAUUCUCACCUGCAUGAAUUGGAUGUGACGCUGUCCACAGUCUCCAAAGGAAUAACUGGCUCAACGAUUUACCCUGUUUACUACUAGCAAAUGGUUUUCCCAUCCACCAAGUGUAGCAUCCGCAGAGGCGGGCGAGUUUGCUUCUAGGGAGUUAGUGUGUAGGUGGGAUAUUUGGAUGAGGAAAAGAAAGGUAGGUAUAAGGUGCUCCCCCUGUAUCUAGGGAUUCUGUCAUGGGUUUGAAGUCCUAGACUUUGGGGGAAAAGAAAGUUCCACCCAUUCAAAUAAAUAAGGUGUUGAAAGAGCAGAGUGGGUUGGGGGGAAGCAUAUAGAAGAGGGAACAUGUCCCAAGAAGCCAUCCAGAUGGUUCUGGAGGAGGCAGAAAAGAGGUAUAGCAAGACUCUUAUCAUAAAAAGUAAUAUAACUAGGUAUUUAACAUCUAGACACCCAGAUUACAGGUGAUAAGAUGUCAGUCCCACAAUGGGACAUCUUCAGAUACUGGGUUUGGAAGUAAUGUCUCAUGGGGGAAUUUGAGAUGACUUCAGAUCCUACUGGCUAUGCAAAUGGAAAGGCUUGUUUCAAGAUGGUCAGCCUCUACUAGCCACAAAGGCAUACAAGGAGGACUAGUCUUGAGGGGUAUUUUUGGGAAAACCAACAGAUGUAGUUUAUAGGGAGAAUGCAAAAGAAUUCACCGUAAGGCACUGAGAACAUUCUUUGGAGUAAAACUGCCCUAAGAAGAUGGCUCCAUUUCUCCCCUUGCCACCAGCUCUGGUGGUGUGGCUUGUGCAUGCCUUCAGGUCCACCUGGGUGGUGUGUUAUGGGAAGCUUCUCUGGUGUCUUUCAUUCAAUUAUACCUCCUUCCUGAUCUCCAGUAUAGGUUCAAAGGGAAAAAAAAAAAUCUGUAGAUAGCCAAUUGUGUGUGUGGGAAGUGUGGGUGCAUGGAGGGCAUCCUGCAGCCUCCAAGCUUCCCAUUCCUUGUCUCAUUUGUGUAAUCUGUUCUGGACAGCCUGUAUGGCCACACUGCUGGUCCCGCAUGCAUGGCAGCUGGCCUCGUUGGUUGCUGUCAAUAUGCCUAAGGUUUAACACCUAUCUACUUGGUGAGACAUUUUUUUCCUUUUGCCAAGUGAUUGUGUCCGUUUAGUAUUUUCCAUCCUUCUACAAUGACACUAUUAAGGAAAAUCAUUCUACUUCUCCCCUUUCCCCCGAAACCCCUCCCCCCACAUGCAUGUUCUCUUUUGUCCAUCAACCCAGAUCGUGGAUUGUGACAAAGACCGUCCUCCACUCAGAGGCAAAGGGUCUGAGUUGAGUCCUGGUGUGCUGCUAACUAGCUGGUGGCUUGAGACACCUGCAGUGUUUGGGCGGCUAAGUUUUCCCUUUAAUGAGGACUGGAGGGGUGGGGUAGCCCAUCUCUCAGGCCCCCUGCCUGCUUGUGACAUUCUGCUAACACCUUUUGAUUCUACAUGCUGUGUUGACUCUGUCCUUUCAAGGAAAAACCUGGAAUAGAAAAACCCUGACACGCAGCUCCCUGCUUCCUGAUUAAGUCCUAUCAUCCCUACCGGCCAAUCCCCGAACAAGGAAGUCCUGCAUGAUUCAUUUCCAUGGAAUUACAAGUGAGAGACACUUUUAUGACCUGGUGGACCAAGCGGGAGAUUCCAUGUCAGCUCUCCUGGUCCUUUCCUGGCCUCUUUUGGCCUUGCCAUGUCUUAGUUUACACAUUUGCCAAAGGAGUAGAAUUAUACUUCUUUUUACAGGUAAAUUUUAAGGCAUGAUCAGUUUUCAGGAAGUGCUUCAAGACCCUAGGCGAAAUGAAAAUGCUAAGUGCUCCCUAACUUUCCAUCCCUGUUAUAAGGUGCUGCUUCUUCGGAUGAUGGGGAGCACUUUUCAGGGGGAAAUUCAGGGGAGUGUCGCCCUGGCCUGCUGUCUUGAGUACAAAUGUGAAUGAUCAACUGACUGCUUUUUGCCAAACUGGAAAUGUUCUGUAGGGAUUUACUGGCAUGGUAUCAUUCCUAGAAGAAAAAAAAAAGAGAGAGAGAGAGAGAGAGAGAGAGAGAAACUUGACUGCACAUUUUUUUUUUUUUUAAAAAUCCGUGUUGUGACUUUUAUUUAAUUUCUAUUUUUUUUUGUUUUGGUAAUAAAAAGUUGACUUUUUUUAUUUGAAUUUGUCUUUUUUUAUUUAUUGGUCUGAAAGGCAUUUCAAAGGUAUUAUAAUAAUAUAUUGGUGUAAUUUAAUUGGUGCAACAUGCUUUAUGGCUCCAGUCAAAAUUGGUUUUUGUUCAUUUGAUUGGUUUGAGCCCAGAACAGCCUACAGGGGGAAAAAUGCUGGAUAACAACCCAAAGUGUUUGUAUUUUCAUUGGAAAUUGACUUUUGUUUUUCUUUUUUUUUUGUUUGUUUGUUUCCAUUUUUAUUUUUAAAUUAAAUAAAUUGCAAUGAACUGAA
Molecule: messenger RNA, 5850 nt
Organism: Mustela lutreola (European mink)
Lineage: Eukaryota; Metazoa; Chordata; Mammalia; Carnivora; Mustelidae
Gene: NUAK1
Product: NUAK family kinase 1
Exons: 7
Coding region: 358-2364 (668 amino acids)
Biological process (GO): intracellular signal transduction; protein phosphorylation; microtubule cytoskeleton organization
Cellular component (GO): cytoplasm
Molecular function (GO): tau-protein kinase activity; ATP binding; protein serine/threonine kinase activity
Source: RefSeq, a predicted model, not a curated record